Molecule: messenger RNA, 654 nt
Organism: Tachyglossus aculeatus (Australian echidna)
Lineage: Eukaryota; Metazoa; Chordata; Mammalia; Monotremata; Tachyglossidae
Gene: KCNN3
Product: potassium calcium-activated channel subfamily N member 3
Exons: 2
Coding region: 1-492 (163 amino acids)
Source: RefSeq, a predicted model, not a curated record
AUGGAGGCCUCCGGGCCUUCCCGCGAGCGGGCCGAGGCCCCCCCCCGCCUGCCCGCCCUGCCCCCCGCCGCUGCUGCCGCUGCUGCCGCUGCUGCCGCUGCCCCGCGGCCUGCUGCCCGCCUCGCCCUCGGCCAGGACCCCUCCUCACAACAGCAUCCUCCUCAGCAACAGCAUCCUCCUCAGCAACAGCAUCCUCCUCCUCAGCAUCCUCUCCCUCCCCCGCGGCCGGGCAGCCAGCUCAGCCUGGUGGAGCGUCCGGUGGCCGGGCCGGGCGGGGGGCACUCCCCGGGGUCGGCGGGCACCGGCCCCCGGCCCCGCCAGCCCAGCCCCCUGGCCCACCGGCGGGACAGCAACCCCUUCACGGAGAUCGCCAUGAGCUCCUGUAAGUACAGCGGAGGGGGCAUGAAGCCCCUCACCCGGCUCAGCGCUUCUCGCAGGAACCUGGCGGACGGGGGGGGCGGCGGCGGCGGCGGCGGCGGCCGGCCCGGAUGAGGAGGGGGCCCGAGGACCCCCGCCUCCGGAGAUCGUCAUCACCCCCCGCCCGACCCUGCUGCUGCCCCCGGCCGCCGCCUCCUCCUCCUCCUCCUCCGCCGCCUCCGCCUCCUCCACGACGCCCUCCGGCCUCCAGAACCACCACCCGGCCGGCGGCGGGGG